Messenger RNA from Protopterus annectens (West African lungfish), 786 nucleotides. RefSeq lists its product as uncharacterized. The transcript has 5 exons. The coding region runs from base 1 to 786 and encodes 261 amino acids. NCBI's taxonomy places the organism in Eukaryota, Metazoa, Chordata, Ceratodontiformes, Protopteridae. The record is from RefSeq and is a predicted model, not a curated record.
AUGGAAGAUUUGUUCACACAAAGGGGCUACAAUAAGACACUGGUAAAAGAAAUUAGAAAUCAAGUAACUAGAACAACAGCUAGAACAAAUGAACUAGAAACAGGAAGAGGUCAUCAGUUUCGUAACAAGGGAUCAAUUUUAAAGUAUCAAGAGAAAGUUCAUUUUGUUACCACAUAUACUAAUGACAACAGAAUGAUUAAAAAUGUUAUUGGUAAUCAUUGGACAUCACCUUUCUUUAUUUUGAAUCAAAAUCACAUGGAGUCUGCAUUUCAGAAAAUUAAAAAAGAGAUGAGUUGUUCCAUCCAUCUUGACCUGUUUCAGGAUGCUAUUCAGCUUCCAAGCCAACAGCUUUUCUGCAAGCAGUGCAUUGAGCAGCUUUUAGAAAGGAAUGACUCUUCAGGUUCAUGCCCAAAUUGUAGAGCACCGAUUCAGUUAACUGAUCUGAUCUGUUCAUGGGUAAUCAAUAAUGAGAUCCCAUUAAUUUCACAGUGUCAUAAUAAGAAUCAUACUUCUUUCCUGAACUUGCAAGUACAGGAAUUUGCUGUAAAUGAUGAAAGUGAGUCAUCAAGACCUACAAAAGAAGUGCCACCACAAAAUGUUAAAGAAGUUUCAGCGAUGUCGAAAUCGAAGUACAUUCGAUCAAAAUCAUUUUGGUAUGAAGCAGGAAUGGAAAUCAUACUGGAAGUAGACGAAAAUCAGACAGCAAUUGAAUGUGCCAAAAAACAAAAUAAAGACUAUAAAGAAAAUGGUCAGAUGAGAAGGAAAAAAUGGAAAAUCUACAAAUAA